Molecule: messenger RNA, 1362 nt
Organism: Acaulospora colombiana
Lineage: Eukaryota; Fungi; Glomeromycota; Glomeromycetes; Diversisporales; Acaulosporaceae
Source: the annotation of a GenBank genome assembly
AUGCAAACCCUCAUUCGUCGUGGCUAUAAUUCGGCCACAAGUCAAGGCGAUGUAGGAAUAUUUGACGACCUACCCAUAAAUUCGGAGCAUCCCAGCUUUAAGAGAUGUACUGCGACGCAGGUCGCAAAAGAGACUACUCCACCCAAAUCAUCGCUCAUGCUUGUCAGAGAUUUCAUUGAUGAUUGUCUCUAUAAUCCGAAUUACGGAUAUUUUUCCAAGCAAGCAGUCAUCUUCUCACCAGACAAAGAAUUCGAGUUUAACGAAAUCAAGGACAACUUGGAAUUCACAAAUUUGGUGGCAAAAAAAUACAGAGAAUUUGAAGGGAGCCUUGGUGAAACAAGCGACAAGAUCUUUCGGCAGGUUUGGCACACUCCAACCGAAUUGUUUAAGCCUUGGUACGGACAUGCUAUUGCCAAAUACCUGGUCACCGAGUAUAAAUUAGAAUCUUCGCAGAACGAUUUGAUCAUCUAUGAACUUGGCGCAGGGAAUGCGACCUUGAUGCUCGAUAUUUUAGACUACAUCCAAAAAUUUGAACCGUCGGUGUACAAGCGAACGAAGUAUAGGAUUGUGGAGAUCAGUGGGAAAUUGGUUGAAAGACAACUUCAAAACCAAAAACUCCGCGAAAGCAAAAAUAUUCAUGAUUGCGUUGAAAUCAUAAAUAAAAGCAUCUUCGAAUGGAACGAGUUGGUAUCAGAUAAUUGCUUUUUUUUGGCUUGCGAAGUGUUGGACAACUUUGCGCAUGACCUAAUCCGUUAUGAUGCAAUCACAGAGCAUCCUCUUCAAGCCGUUGUGGUAACGGAUGAUAAAGGAGAAUACGAGGAGCUUUAUGAACCGGUCACUGAUGCUCUGAUCUUACGAUAUUUGGCACUUCGAAGUAAGACGACGUACAAACCGCCGGUACUCCAAAAUCGCCUGCUUCGUCAACUCCGUAAUAAGCUUCCGUUUGCGCCGAAUAUGUCGCAACCGGAAUUCAUACCGACCAAGGCUCUGGUGUUCCUCGAGAUUUUAAAAGAAUAUUUUCCGAAACAUCGGCUGAUAAUUUCUGAUUUUUACAAACUUCCUGAUACAAUUAAAGGUGUGGAUGCACCUGUGGUGCAGACCAGGUAUCAGCAAACGAUGAUACCAUGUUCGACGUUUAUGGUGUCACCGGGAUGGUUUGACAUAUUCUUUCCAACAAAUUUUGAAUUGCUGAGAGACAUCUACCAGUUGGUUUGCAAGUCCAGUCAGACCGAUGGGAAGAUAGGAGUCUUGACGCAACGGGAAUUUCUGAAGAGAUACGCGGAUCUGGAAAGAACAAAAACAAAGAGCGGCGAAAUACCCUUACUGAUGUAUUACGAGAAUGUCAAAUUUUUAUUAAGUUGA